Phyllopteryx taeniolatus (common seadragon) is the source of this 1231-nucleotide messenger RNA. Its product is annotated as tropomyosin alpha-3 chain. The transcript is spliced from 9 exons. Gene Ontology annotation, cellular component: actin filament. Gene Ontology annotation, biological process: actin filament organization; muscle contraction. Gene Ontology annotation, molecular function: actin filament binding. Bases 131 to 1072 code for a protein of 313 amino acids. Lineage: Eukaryota; Metazoa; Chordata; Actinopteri; Syngnathiformes; Syngnathidae. The record is from RefSeq and is a predicted model, not a curated record.
CCCUCCAUCUUGGUCAGAGUUUGGUGUCUCAGCCCCGUCGCCAAGCUUGGGCAUCCGUCGUCCUGUCCUUCUGUCCGUCCGUCCUUCUCAUCUCGUCGUCGUCCCUAAAAAGUAAACCGACUAAUCCAAAAUGGAGGCCAUCAAGAAGAAGAUGCUCAUGCUCAAGCUGGACAAGGAGAACGCUCUGGACCAGGCCGAGCAGGCGGAAGCCGACAAGAAAGCGGCCGAGGACAGAAGCAAACAGGUGCGCCGCGAAUGCGCUGAAAUGUUUGGCUGCCGCGAAUGCGCUGAAAGCUACAAAUAUGGCCGCGUGAUGUUUUCUCCCCCGCAGCACGAGGACGAGCUCCUGCAGAUGCAGAAGAAGCUGAAGGGGACGGAGGACGAGCUGGACAAAUACUCGGAGGCGCUGAAGGAUGCUCAAGAGAAGCUGGAGGUGGCUGACAAGAAGGCCGCUGACGCUGAGGCGGAGGUGGCCUCCCUGAACAGGCGCAUCCAGCUGGUGGAGGAAGAGUUGGACCGAGCUCAGGAGAGGCUGGCCACCGCUCUGCAGAAGCUGGAGGAGGCCGAGAAGGCGGCCGACGAGAGCGAGAGAGGCAUGAAGGUGAUCGAGAACAGGGCCCUGAAGGACGAGGAGAAGAUGGAGCUCCAGGAGAUCCAGCUGAAGGAGGCCAAGCACAUCGCGGAGGACUCGGACCGCAAGUACGAGGAGGUGGCUCGUAAGCUGGUGAUCGUGGAAGGCGAGCUGGAGCGCACGGAGGAGCGAGCAGAGCUGGCUGAAGCUAAAUGCGCCGAGCUGGAAGAGGAACUGAAGAACGUCACCAACAACCUGAAGUCCCUAGAGGCUCAGGCGGAGAAGUACUCCCAGAAGGAGGACAAAUACGAGGAGGAGAUCAAGAUCCUGACAGACAAGCUGAAAGAGGCUGAGACCAGAGCUGAGUUUGCUGAAAGGUCUGUGGCCAAGUUGGAGAAGACGAUUGAUGAUCUGGAAGACGAGCUGUACGCGCAGAAGCUCAAGUACAAAGCCAUCAGCGAGGAACUAGACCACGCGCUCAACGACAUGACCUCCAUCUAAACACCCAGGAAGCCCCACUCCCCUCCUCCUCUUCCUCCACCACACGUCGUUUCUAGCACUUUUCCACUUUUUUUGCAAAAUCCCACCCAACAGUUUCGGUGCCGGUCAAACCUUUUCUUUGUAAUUCUUUGUAACGAUAUUAAAAACAUGAGGAAGGUC